This is a messenger RNA of Saccostrea cuccullata (small rock oyster), 1107 nucleotides long. RefSeq names its product kappa-type opioid receptor-like. NCBI's taxonomy places the organism in Eukaryota, Metazoa, Mollusca, Bivalvia, Ostreida, Ostreidae. The coding region runs from base 1 to 1107 and encodes 368 amino acids. Gene Ontology annotation, molecular function: G protein-coupled receptor activity. Gene Ontology annotation, biological process: G protein-coupled receptor signaling pathway. Gene Ontology annotation, cellular component: plasma membrane. The record is from RefSeq and is a predicted model, not a curated record. The transcript has a single exon.
AUGAAUGAUUCCACUGGUAUGACAAUCUCUCAAGACUCUGUGUACGGGUACUCAGACAAAGCUAGUCUGACGAUUCGAAUACGGUUGGUUGUUAUGCCAGUAAUUUUCAUUGUUGGCUUUUUAGGGAACACGCUCACUGCUUCUGUUUUCCUGGGGAAAUCCCUGCGAGAGAAGUCCUGCAGCAUCUACCUUGCAGUCAAAGCUAUCUCGGACAACGGUUUUCUUGUGUCUCUUCUAGUGGCAUGGCUGGACUUCGUCGAUGUUCGAAUCUUCCACACGCAAGUCGUGUGUCAUGUGACAUUGUAUCUUUCAUACGUCUGUGGAUUUGUGUCCGUCUGGUCUGUCGUGAUGGUGACCAUUGAAAACUACGUCAGAAUAUGUCGCCCCUCUGAUUCUCGAUCUCUUUGUAGCCGCUACAUCGCCAAACGGAUAACAAUUCUUGGAGUGGUUUUUGGUUGUAUGUUGUACAACUAUCCUCUGUGGACCAUGGACAUAUCCCCUCCACAACCACCACAACAAAGGUUUUGUCAUACGCUGCAUAAGUUUGAACGCUUUGAAGUAGUUAUGACGUACGUUGACACGAUUUUAACGCUCGUUAUCCCCCUCGUCAUCAUCAUUAUUCUCAUCUGCAUCAUCGCCGUCAGCUUGGUAGAUGCCGCGAAACGUCGCGAUCGUCUUCGGAAGACCUCGUCUUAUUCCAGUGUAAAUUCUACAAAAUCUAAAAUCCGCCCUGUAUCCACUUUACCACAUUCCAAAGUCACCAAAAUGUUGUUAAGCGUGUCACUUGUCUUCGUCUGUCUGCAUACUCCGAGCCAUGCAAUCAGAAUGAAGGCAACUUUGGAGAAUAUACUUGGACAAACAUCUGUGACAUCACACAUGGACAGAGUGUUGCAACAUUUCUUUCUGGUGCUUUACUACUUUAACUUUUCUAUAUACUUUUUUAUUUAUAUUUUAUGUGGACAAAAUUUUAGAAAAAUUUUGAAGAAGAAAGUGAAUCAGUUGUGCAAGAGAAAGGAACAUGUGGCUAGAACCUCGGACAGUGUUCUGAAUUAUCGAACCGUGGACAUUGAACUUGAGACAUCGAACAACACCUUAGAUAUGGACUAG